AAUGGUCACUGCUUCACAAGUUCUAAACUGUGGCGAUUGGAAGAAAUUCGGCGUGGAACCGUAGUCUUUCCUUUCCACUGGUUUUAGACGUGCGAACAUUUUGCGUCAAUGCUGAUUAUCAUACCAUUCCUUAGAUUCGGUUUUGACUCGGCGAGGAAUAUCUACACGUGUUCUCAUAUGCAUUCUUUCUUUCCCUAAAAAGACAACAGUUUCCGCACAAUAAUUGCACUCUGUCACUAUGGCGUGACGAGCAAAGAAGGCCUCUUUUAAGAGCGGUGUGAAAAUUCUUCUGUAAUAUACUUAACUGGAUUGUUUUUACCUUCAAGUUUUGCUUUAUUUCUUGGAAUUUUCAAUUUUGAGCUAUCCUAUCAUUUUGUCGCUUAUUUGGAGGGCACUUGACGUACUUUGAAAGCAGGUCGUAGGAGGUACAUUAACCGGCCAGGAAGUGCAGACCUGCCGUAUUCCUCCUAUGCGCUGUCCAAUCAUGAUUACUCGGGUCCUUCUUACAAUGGCUAUGCAAGCAGCUUAGAUCCCCACACUUAUGAAAUUAUGUCCAAAUAUACUCGAGGAUAUGACUACCCACAAUCCUCAGCAGUUCGUUCAUACAGCACUGGUUCAAGUUCAGGCUCUCAAGCAUUAGGUUCAUCAUAUGGACAUACAAGUGGUUACCAGUCCAACCAAAGACCACAAAGACAUGCUUCUUAUGGCAGUUCUUAUGACACUGGAACUAAAUAUAGUGGUUCCUCUGACACUGGAACAAGAUUUGGUGGUUCCACUGAGCUAGGUACCAGAUACGGUGGUGGCUCCACUGAUUAUGGAACAAAAUAUAGCGGUUCCAGUGAUAUAGGAUCUAAAUAUGGUGGUUCUAGUGACUUUGGAACUAAAUUUGGUGGUUCUAGUGACUUGGGAGCUAAAUAUGGUGGUUCCAGUGAUUUAGGAUCUAGAUAUGGUGGUUCAAGUGACUUAGGAGCUAAUUAUGGUGGCUCCAGUGACUUGGGUGCUAAAUAUGGUGGUUCUAGUGACUUAGGGUCAAAGUAUGGCAGUUCUAAAGACACACAACCUAAAUAUGGAGGGUAUGUAGAGUUAGGAACAAAGUAUGGUGGAGGUGGUGAGUUCGGAACAAGCUAUGGUGGUGCUUCCAGAGACAGAUCAAACUAUGGAAAUACAUCUAGUUACGAAAGCAGUUAUCAAGGAAGUGAACCCAAGUCUAAAUACUCUACAAGGUAUGGAGAAAAUGAGGAAACAAAACAAAGUGAAAAGCAAACAUCAAGAAAAGUGAGAUCACCAUAUGAACGAUACAAGCCACUAGCAGAGGACACUCCAACACAAAGCAAGGAUGUUGACAUCCAGGAAAUCAAAUCUAGGAGUCUGAGGUAUCGCAGCAGAGACGAAAAAAAGGAACCACCUUCGGAGAAAAGUCAGAUCAAAGGAAGCUACGAAAUGUACAGACCAGAAUCGAGAAAACCUAGAGAAACCACCGAGAGCUUUGACCUUGAAAAACCAGUGUUUUCUUCUUUGGAUGAUUCAGUGGAUUCAUUAAAAAGUGCUUCUUUCAGUGAAAGAUGGAAAAGAGCAAGUUCUGGGGAUUCUCAAGGAAGGCUGGGAAGUGUUGAAGACAGUCUUGAGAAACCUGAUUUCGGAUCCGUUGGAAAGGAUAAUUUCGGAAGUAAGGAUACCACUGGAUCAUCUAACUUGUCGCCAUGGAAACAAAGAAGAUUGGAAAGAGAACAAAAGGAGAAAAGAGAAGCUGAAAAAGUGAAGGAAGAACCACAGAGACAGAAAUUACAAACUCAUGAAAACGUUUCGUCAUCUGAACAGAUCCCCACACAAACUAAAGAUCAAACAACUGGUACAGCCCAUGAACAGGAAGUUAGAAGAAGAAACCUUACUGAAAAAAUAGAAAGACCUAAGUCAGUGGAUGCAGAUGCCAUUAAACAUCUUCUUUUAACAAGUGAAAGUCCUCUUUUAAGAUCGCGGUACAGAGAAGCAGUGAGAAAAAGGGAACAUUUGAAAGAAUCUGUGGAUAGUACUUCUGAUAUAUCACAAGAGUCAGGAAGUAGUCAUCGAGAAUGGAGUUCAGCCAGAGCUCUACAUGAGUCUCUAAGAGAAAAGGAAAAACAGGACACAAAGGAAGCUGGAACUGAAGACAAAGUUACAGAAAGUGUCAAGAAAAAUUUAGCAAGGAUUGAGGACUUAAAAAGCUCUGUGCAACAAGGUGUUGAAAUGUCAAAACCAGAGCAAGUAUGUAGUGAACGUUUGAAACAGGAUAACAUUGAACAAAAUCGUCAGGAUUCUAGGAGGAGAAUUCUUGUGUCUUCUCGCUCUCAUGUUGAUAACUUGCAUGAUUCAGUGAAGCAGAAGGACGCUGAACUUUCACAGAGUACAAUGAAUGUGCCAAAAUAUACUGUCUCAAAACCAGUCACUGACACUGACAGCAGAGCAACUGAGGGUAUUUAUUCAAGGACAAAUUUACCAUCUGCAGACUCUAAAAUGGACAGCAAAGCUAAAAGAGAAAGCACAAAAUCAGGUAGUGUUGAAACUGAUGAUAAUUUGUCAAAGUUUUACAGCAAAGAUCAUCAGGAAAAAGUUCAGACAAAUGUACAGUUGUAUAAGGAUAGUCGUCCAGAUGGUGAAAAGAAACCUGAGGUUGAUAAGACACCAUCUAAGCGGGCAGUUCGUCUUGGAAGAACAAGACAUCAUGGACAAGAAGGACCCUCACUUGUUAAACAUAUGAGUGAUCUUUUGUUUGAGGACCCCAAGAGCAUCAGAUCAGAAAGGAAACAUACUGGUGAAUCAAAAGAAGAGGAUACAAAAACUUCUUGUAAACCAAUUUUGGAGGACAAAGUUGCUUCAUCAGUGCUCAAAACAAGGGUUUCUUCUGAUGCUGAAAGUACACCUCAUGAACAGUUAACAAGUGCAAAGUCAAUUCAAAGUGAAAGGAAAGAAAUUUCAAGAUUAAAAGACAAUGAUACUAAACAAAUUAAAAAGGUUGACAUAUCACCAAACACAAUGUCAGAUAUUACUCUAAAAGACACUGAUAAAGUGGAAAAGCCAAAAUUCCAGCGUAUUUAUGGUAGAGCAAAAACUACAGAUGUUAGUAGCCUUUUAGUCAAGAAAGCUGCAACAACUGAUGAUAAGAAAGAAGACAAACUGAGUAAAACAACAGACUCAGUUGAUUCUAAAUCUAUUGUGCCAAAGUCAUCUGCAGGAAGAUCAAAAACACCUUUGGGAAAAAUAGAUGAAAAACCAAAAGAAGUAGAGACAAAGAAACCAGAGAGUGUCAAAGAAAGCGAGGCAGGUUUAGGAUUUUCUUCUGCAUUUUCUGUUGACAUGAACCUGUCUCGUGCUGAAAGGAUAGCCAGAUAUAAAGAGGAGCGAAAGAAACAGCUUUCACAUCUUGCCAGCAUGUUUAGUGAACCUGGUGAGGGUAGCAGUGGAAAAGACAUUGUGCCUUCCCUAUUUACGUCAGCAAGGGAAAGUAGCGAAGGAUCAUUAGGGCGAUCCAAAAGCAUGAGGGAAGGGUCUCCACAGAAAUAUUCAUCUCCAGUGGCUCGGUCAAAGAGUUUGAGGGAAGAUUUGUCACCAAAGAAAUCCACAACAGAGAGUGCAAGUAAACCUGAGGAGGAAACUCCUGCUGAAGAAAUGAAAUCAUUUGAUGAAUCUGGUAAAGAAAUUUCUCUUACAAAGAAGAUAGCUCAGAACAGAAAGUUGUUUGAGAACAAGACCAGUGAAGAAGAUGACUCUAAGAAAUGGCAGAGGAGAUCACUUACAGAUUCAUCUCUUGAGGGAGGUAGCAGAAGAAGCUCAUCAAGUUCAGACAGAAAGAGCCUUGGUGAUGAAUCAUCUUUAGAGAAAAUUAAAAACAGGUAUUUGUUUGGAACUGACUUUUCUGAGGCCAAAACUAAGAGACAAUCUGUAACUGAAGAGGACAGAUCUCCAGGUCUAGACACAUCUACCUCAUCAGAGGAAGUGGUAACCACAUCUGUCUUGUCCACUUCCAUGUCAUCUGAAGAACCUAGUGUCUCAGAGGAAAUUUCUUUUGACAUGAAUAAGGCCAAACAAGCCUUUUCCAAACCUGAGCCAAAGGAAAAAUUCUUGUUUGGAACAUCCUUUGCUUCUUCUAAGGAGUCAAAACCAGAAUCUAAAGUUGUUGACACUAGAAAACCCAAAUCUGUAGAAACUGAGAAAAAGGAGAUAGAAUCAGAAGAAUUUGAUGCCACAAAAGCUCUGAAAAAGAGGAGACAACUUCCCUCAGUUCCCUCUGCCCUUGGGGCAGGAUCUCCCAUAGAUAGCAUCUCCAGCAAACUAGAGAGUGACAAUGAUCUGAGUCAGCAGAAAGCUGACACGGUGUCUAAAGACUCACUAAAGAUUACUUCUACUCCAGAGCUUCAGAUUGCUCAUUCUAAAGUGUUUGGUGGAAAGCCUCUCACUUCAAGAGCAACUUCAAAGACUGAAGAGGACAAAGACAGAUCUGUUCUUAAUAAAAAUGAAGGCAGCAGAGCUGCUUUGUCUCAUAUUCGUUCAAAAGAUUAUUUAUCUAAGUCAGAUAACUUAUCAAAGUCUGAUAUAACUUCUAGUCAAUUGGAGAGAAAAGCACCUGCUACAAAAACUGUCUCACAGCCUGUAUCCAAGAAAGUAGAUAAAACCUCUAUGUCUCAAAGUGUUGAAAUUAAAACAGAUUUAUCCAAAGAUAAAUCACAAGAGAAAGGUGCAAUGCAAUAUGUAAAUACCUCACAAAGUUUGGGUAAAAAGUAUCCAAGCAGCACAGGAAAUGAAAGUGCUAAAGACACUGAGUCACCAGAUAUGGAUGCUGCAAAGAAAGGUUCUCGCUUCACAAAGUUGAGAAGAUGGAGUCCUGUUAAAUCCAAAGCAUCAUUCUCACAUGGAAAAAAGUUAUCCCAGGUGAAAGCUGAUGCUGAAAUUCAGGGUGAUAUUAAAGUAACAACAUCACAAGAAACAAAAGAAAACAUUGAAAAAUAUGACAUUUCUCAGAAAAAUGUUUUAAUGCAAAAUGUGUCAAAUAAACCAACAGUGAUCACUAGAAAAGAAGCAUCUUCAAAACAGGACUCAAAGUCAGUGUCAAAACCUGAAACUCGGCAGGGUCAGCCUCAAAAACUGUCUCAGCGAGAAAAUGUGGUGUCAAGAUUUGAAAAGGAACAGAACCUUGACAAGUCUAGUGCUCAAAGAAAACAUACUAAAGCAGAAAUUGCUCAAUCCACACCAGAUAAAAUCCCUGCUCCAAUAUUACAGGAAACUUUAGAGUCCCAGUAUAUGGUCCCUACUAAAACCCUCCCUGAAGCUUGCUCAGAAAGUGUAUUUAACUCUGAGUCAUCACCAAAACCUGAAAAUGUCCCAAAUUUUGGAACAUUAUUGGAAUCGGAAUCUGCAUUAGGAUUUGAUGUAUCAAGAGAAGAAAUGGUGCUCAGUGCAGAACCAGUACUAAAUACAGAUAUGGUGUCCAAGGCUGAUGUUACACAGCAAACUUUCAAGCAGGUACCAGUGACAGAGGAGUUGACAUAUGAGAUGACAAAACAUAAGCCUUCAGAAUCUGAAAAUGUGCCAAAGUCUCAUACAACACCAGAACCAGAAUCUGCUCUGAAAUAUAACCAACCAAGGGCAGAGAUGGUGCUUGAAGCUGAACCAGUUUCCAAACCAGACAUGCUGGCCAAGGCAGAGGUCAAACAUAAAACUGAUACUUAUGAAGCUGAACAAGUUACAGAGGAAAAAGAUACAGAGUUGACCCAUCCGAAGAAACCUAAUGAAGAUAGCACUAAACCAGUGAAGAAAAGGUCAUUCAAAAUCAAACAUGGAAAGACGUCCGUCCAUAGAAGUAAAACAAUCAGUGAAAAAGAGCUCAGAUCAGCAAGUUCUCCAAAGAGAACAGAUGACAAACCAUCCAAAACUGAUGUUCCUAACAUUCUCACAAAGUCUCCAGAAGCCAAUCUGGAUGAUCUUUUGAUGGAGAAUGUGGACUAUCUGUCUGACAUAGAGACAAAUGACCCUUGGGGUGUCCAUAAGGCAGACAAGAAAUCAGAGCCCGGGCAUCUCAGGGAAGGGCUACACGUGAGGGCUAAACAAGCCCAAUCCAAACCCACCAAAGAACUCACCAGUAGUCAAGAAAGUUUAGAAAGGAAAAUAAAAUCAGAUAAACCCAGCCCUGCAAAAGCAGCCAUACUAAAUCAGAUAUCAAUUGUGCCACAAGCAGAGGAGACUCAAUUGAAAGACAUUUCUACAAGUAAACCACCGCCUACCAGUUCAACACAGUUAAGUAACGUUUCUUCAACUGAACUUUUGGGUUUCAGCUCAACUUCAACUCAACUUUUCACUCAUUCAUCUGAUCAACUUUCUGUUGUUGAGGCUGAUCAACAGAAUUCAUCAAACAUCACAUCCACGUCAUCUAAGGAAACAAGUCAGAUUACAAGGGAAAUAACUCAGCCACCAGGGGAAGUAACUCCACAAGUACCCAUCAGUGAAAUUCAUUCUGAAGAGCAGAUUGCAGAUAUUGAACAAAAAAAGAGAAGAAAAGACAAGUCAGCCAUGAGGAAAUCACAGCUGAAUACAAAACCAGAAGAUGAAGAUGUUGGACGAAGGGGUCUUGAAAAACACACAAGUGAGUCAGUUGUAAGGACACAAGAAACGUCUGCUUCACCUGAUGUCACAACUAAUCACAUUCCUAAGCACAAUCUUACUAACAAUUUUGUGAGAUCACGUCACCAUGACAACGGGACUGAGCACCAUGUUUCACAGUCAGGCAGAUCUUCUGUGUUAGACUCCAUCUUACCGUCCAAAUUCUCUAUACCAUCCAAGGUCUCAUCAGUCAUCAACAGAUUUUCGGGGGAGUUUGGAGACAAGAAGGCAGACCCCAAAACAGCUAAGAAACAAGAGGAGACAGCACAUAGGCAUAUUCCUAUAGUUAGGAGAAAAAAUGAUUUUUCCUCUCUGUUACAGAAAUUUUCAGGUUCUAAUGGAGAAUCAGGAGAUGUAUCGCCUAGAAGGAAAGUAAAUCUCCAUCGUCAGGAAGCUUGUGCCAUCGGCAGCAGUGACGAAUCAGACAGUCGCAGAACCCCCGAAAGGACUCAAAGUUUACGUGUGAAAAAGUCCCCAUCUCCUGAUGAGAAAAAAGGGGUACAGAGAUCUGAGAGUUUCAAGUCGGAUUUUAUGCGCAAACGAUACAGUCCUGAAACAGUGAUAAAUACUCCGUUGGAAGAGGAUUCAGAAAACAUGGCAACCCCUAAUCCAGAGCUUGCAGCCAUUUUGAACAGACGCCACAAAGUGGUCACUGAUCAACAAAUCAAAGGACAAGAGUUAGAAAGGGAACAAAUUUAUAGCAAAAAAAUUGAAAAAGAAGAUCAAACUCACAAACCAGCAGAAGUGGAUGAAGUUAUAUGUGAUGAGCAAGUUGCUUCUAAGUUGAAAACGAGGCUAAAUGAAACUGAUUCUUCUAACUUAAGGGAAGGAAAUAACAUUGAUGAUCGUUUUAAACCCUACCAAAAGUCAGAUGACAUCAUCACAGAUUCUGAAGUAGCAAGUAUAUUAAAAGCCAGGAAAAAAGAAACUGACUCCAAAGUAGCCAAAGGUAAUGAGAUAGUAACCAAAGAGUAUGACCAAAGCUCACAACAAACGCCAAAGGUUGUAAGUAAUGAUAAAGUAAACAAACAAGAACAAUCAUCUCUGGCACCCCCACAGAAAACGGAGGGCAGUCAAGCCAAAGUGACUUCAUCAGUGUCUGAGGUUACCACUAGUGUUAGCCAAUUAGUGACCAGUACAAAAGCUCAGUCACCAGAACAUACACACAGUACCGACAGUGAAAAGUUAGCCAAGAAACCAGAAACAGAGAAAACUCCUGGAGCAACAGUGUCACCAAUGCCGCAUAUUGUGUCAAAUAUUACGACAAAAGCUCAGUCACCAGAAUUGAACCGCAUUACUGACAGUGAUAAGUUAGGUGAGAAAUCGGAACCUGAGAAAACUACAGUAAUGCCUCACAUUGUGUCAAAUAUUAAGUCUUCAGAAUUUCUGGAAAAGGAUUCAGAUAAGGAAAAAUCACCACUUAGAUCUCUCAGAUCAUCUGUGUCACCAAGUAAGGACAAUGUGUCAUCUGUUGAAUCCUCAUCUUCAUCUAAAUCAUCUGCCAUUCGUCGAGCAGAGUCAUAUGGGGCCAAGGACACAGAUCGUCCAAAGGGAAUUCUUAAACGGACCAAGUCCAUGAAAUCCAGUGUAAUUGUGGAUGAGGAAUUAGCUGGUAUUUUACGCAGACGGAAAAAGAAACAAGACAACAGUGACAGCGAUGAAGAUAGUGAUGAUAAACAAGAUGUUGCCAGUGAUAUUCAGGAAACUCUCAGGAGGGAGAAGGAAUUUCGGGGAGAUACCACCAUUGAGGAUGAAGAUGUCACACCUAAACUCUCCAUGCAGGAGAGAAUUUUUCAAAUGCAAAACAAACUGGAGGAGGCAAAGUCAUGUCCUAUAACCCCCCGAGCCAAAUCAGGAACUGCCACUCCAAAAUUUGCCUUUAAAGGGAGGACUGGUAGCUUGACUCCCCACUCUCAGAGCACAGAGGAGCAAAGCUCAGGCUCCCUUUGUGGUGAGCAGCUGAUACAGAAACUCAGUAACCUAGCCGAGCUAGGCCACAAGGUGGGAAGUUUGGAAGAGAAGCGUAAGGCCUUCCAGAAACGUAAAAGGGAGGACUGGAGAACAAGAACUCAGCCAGUCACUUUAGAGGAAAUCCAGGAGGCUGAUGGUUUACAAUCAGUUGCUGAUUUUAGACGUGAAGUGUUAAAAAAGGCAUCCAAAAAUGUGUUUGAACAACUUGAAAAAGACAACAAGAAAUUGUUAGGAAAGAGGAGCGAAUUUCCUCAACAUUUACAUAGAGAAAAAUUAAGACGAUCCCGAAGGGAACGCCAUAAGACUUUGCCGAUAACUGCAGCAGAACUUAAUGCCAUUCCUGAAGGGGAGUCAAUUGGAAUGGCAGGGCUGAGGAAGAAAUCCGAUUGGUCUAGUGCCAGAGACUCUAAAGCAGAUUCUGGUAUUCUGUCAGGGUCUUCUGAUGUAGAAAAUUACUGUGAUAGCUUUGAAUUCCAAACCUCUGAGGAAAGCCUUCGGAGCUUGAGUCUGGAUCUGGACACACAUGAGGAUGAUCCAGCCAGACUCAGUGUGUCUGCAAAAGCGUCCAUGUUUACAAACAUUGUAGAAAAGUCCAAACCUGAUAAACCAAAGCCGUGUGCUAGUGGAGCUAAGAGAUAUAUAGACAGGAAGAAAAGAGAGCGAUGUCAGACUCAGCCAGUUACGGAAGAGGAGGUGAAGUCAGCAGCAGAGAUUGCUGAGGGCGGGAAAUCGGAGGGUGAAAAAUCGCAGCAAGAAGAAGAGGAAAAGACGGAUGACGCUGCUAGGCGAAGUUUGGCAGAGAAGGUUAAACUGUUCUCUAGCUUGAAGGAACAAGAGAAAGUGCCCCCCAAAGCUGACCCCCCAGUCAUCAGACGGAGGAAUCGCAAACAGCUGACCUCACGAUUUAAUACUCAGCCAGUGACCAUUGAAGAAGUGGAGAAGGCAGCCCAGUACCGAAUCUCUCCCCUGGCCAUGAGUAUGGUCAAACCACCAGACCCAGAAAUCAUGCAAGGACUGUCCGUGGCAGCUCAGAGGGAACUCAUGGCUCAACAUGCCGAGAAAAUCAUGUCUCAGCCAAGCUCGAGACAAGGCUCAAGUGUGGACCUGUCAGAUAAAUCUCAGUCCUCAUCAGAUCUCAGCAAACAGAGCUCAGACAAAGAAGGACCAAUGAGCAGUAAGACUGUUGAGAAACAAUUAAGUAAGAGCAUGUCAAAGUCAGAGGGGGAUGUGAAAGGCAUUCUCAGAGGUGACAGUGGUAAAGGAGUGGAGGAACCUCGAAGCAUUCUAAAACAUCAUGUGGAAACUCAUGAGGAACUCAAGAGAAUCAUGCUGGAAAGAGAAGAACAUAGGAGUAUACUGAAAUCCAGCAACCACAGCUUAGCUACAGAACAGAAAGGUAUUCUGAAGACACCUGGAGGAAAAGAGGAGGACUUGGAGGAGGAAAAAGCAGGUGUGCAGGAAGAAAUAGUGAAAGGUGUCCUGAGGUCCUCGGGAAUUGAGGAACUUGGAAGUGACUCGGAACCAAAAGGUAUUUUGAAGAAAGAGAGUAGUUUUGAGGUGAAAAAAUCUGAACCUGAGAAAGGUGUGUUGAAAGACAGCACCUUUGAGGUGCAUCAAGAGGAGCCUGAGAAAAGUGUUCUGAAAGAAAGCAGUUUUGAGGUUCCCAAAUCUGAACCUGAGAAAGGAGUGCUUAAAACAACUGGACAAAAAGAGGAAACAAAUGUUCAUGGAAUUUUGAAGAAAGACAAAGAGGAAGACAUAGUGCAACCUCGAGUGGAGGAAGUGAAAAGAUCAGAAAGAAAGUCUCCAUCUCCGGAACGAAAAGCUGCAGGAGGGUGUGCUGCAUCCAUACGAAGAAGAAAAGACCGCAAACAGCAGGAAAGAUUCCUUACCCAGCCAAAUGAUAAAACCUCGCCAGAAAAAUCCCCUGAGGGUUCACCCAAACUCCGGUAUGGGGCCACGCGACACAAGACACAGCCUAUCACCCCAGAGGAGAAGCGGGAGGCAGAGGAGGGGCAAUCAGAUGUCAAAGUCUCAGUCAAGGACAGAUUGAGCCAGCUAAAGAAGAGCGGAGAGGAGGAUUGGAAGAAGAGGGUGUCCAAGUCCCCUGAUGUCAAGAAUGGAGAGGUGGAGGUCAAACUGCGAGAGAAGAAGGGACUGGACAUGCCCCGCCCCAGCAGUAUCGCUGAUCGUCUUAACCUGUUGGAGAACUCUCAGGUGGGCUGGAGGGGUAGAGUGGAAGAGAAGGAUGCAUCAAGGUUCACAGUGGCCCAUAAACUGGCUGGUCAGGUGGAGGAGAGUCCAAUGAUGAAGAAGCUGAGAGAGAAAACCAAGAGAGACUCGGAAUCAGAAUCUGGGUCACCUGUUACGUUGUCACCUUCCACCCCCACGCGAGACUUGCCAAAAAUCCCCCUUCCAAAGACCAUCAUUUCAGGACCUCCAGUUGAGGACGAAUCUGAAGCCAAACCUAAGGGGGUCACAGUUGGUGUAACCAUGGAGACUGAGGAGGUCAAAGAACCUGUGAAGGUCGCGGUUCCAUCCAUGGAUGACGAUCAACUGAAAUCCUUCUUUAGACAAUCGUCAGAAGUGGAGGAGACUCAGGAGAAGAUUGAUGUCUCUGUAGAAGAUUUUAAUGAGCUUUUCAUCAUUGCUAAUGACAUGCUGCCAUCCAUGAGGAAGAUCCGUCCUAAGCGUAAACACACUGCCUCAGUAAGGAAUCCACUGAAGACGACAUCAGUGGAGAUCAGGACAGAGUAUGAAGAGGUCAAGAUGGGAUAUGCUGAAUUAGAAAUCAGACGCAAGCAGAAAGAGAAAAUUGCAGACAAAGCUGGAUUUGCGGAGGCAGCCCUAGCUGGUUUAGCUAGUAAAGAAAACUUUGCCAGUGUGGCUCUCCGUAAAACUGCUGAGUCAUCUGGCUCCAGCAUGCCCUCUCGCCUUGAUCCCUACAAAGACCUUAUGCUUAUCCAUGUCAAAGGUCGCCGCAGACUUCAGGUCCGCUUAGUGGAGCCAUGUGCCAAAUCCAUUAACAGUGGUGACUGCUACAUAUUGGUCACUCCUGACAAAGUUAUCAACUGGGUGGGGGAAUUCUCGAAUGUCAUCGAAAAGGCAAAGGCUGCAGAUAUUGCCACCUUCAUUGUUCAGAAGAAAGACCUUGGAACUCGAGCACCACUAGUAGAGAAUGUGGAGGAGAAGAGACAGCACCUGGGGACUGGCAAGAAAUUCUGGUCAGCACUGGGAGGACUCAAAACCAUAUCAUCUGCUGGGCCCCCAGAGGAAGAUGAGUUGUAUGAGAACCAUAUCAUGGCUUCCAACAUGGUGUACAAACUAGAGAACAACUCACUAGUACCGUACCAAGAAUACUGGGGCUGUCAGCCAAAACAUGAAAUGCUCAAGAAGGAUCAGGUGCUGGUCUUUGAUUUUGGCACCGAACUCUACGUGUGGCAAGGGAAAGCGGUGAAACCUGAGAGACGUAAAAUGGGUGUCAAACUCGCUCGUCAGUUGUAUGAGAAAGGUUAUGACUACAGUGCAUGCGACAUAAACCCAAUGUCCCCACUGUCCACUGAGGAGAUGGGUGGCUUGCCAUCAGUUGCCAAAGAGAGGCCAUCGUGGGGAUUGUUUGGUAAAGUGAAUCAAAAUAUGGAGACCAUCUUGUUUAGAGAGAAAUUUGCUGACUGGCCAGAUACUUCACGUCUCAUCAAGGUCAAAAGUCUAGACACAGGAAGCAAGACUGAUCUGACGGAACUAAAACCAUAUGAUGCCAAGUUAAUGAUUCCAGUCAACAAAGACCCAGUAUCUCUAGUCUUAGAAGGCUCCAAUCUGGGCAGGGGAAAUACAUGGGCUGAAGACAUGGACGGGUUUAUAAGAGAACAGAAUAUUGUAACACUAGGAGUCACUGUGUGGCACGUUUUGGAAUAUGAACACUAUAAGAUGCCAGAACCAAGUUUUGGUCAGUUCCAUGAUGGAGAUACUUAUGUUGUCAGAUGGCAGUACAUGAUUACAAACAAAGGAACAAACUUGAAGGGCACACAGUCUCGUAGAUCUCUAGUUGGUCGGGAGAGGUGUGCUUAUUUCUUCUGGCAAGGAAAGAACUCCACCAUCAAUGAAAAGGGAGCCUCUGCUUUAAUGACAGUAGAACUGGAUGAAGAACGAGGACCUCAGGUACGAGUGGCAGAAGGGAAAGAGAUGCCAUGUUUUCUAAAUCUUUUUCAAGGAAGGAUGAUAACACAUAUAGGAAAACGUGAAGAUGAGACGACCAACACCCAGGGGUCAUGGCGAUGUUACUGUGUCCGUGGGGAAUAUGAAAACGAGCUCUGUCUGAUUGAAAUACCUAUGGGGGCUAACAGACUUCGCAGUCAAGCCUCUUUCAUCGUACUAAAUAUCAAGUCAGGUCUUCUAUUUGUGUGGCAUGGCUGUAAAUCUCCACCACAUUGUCGAAAAAUGGCCACCAAAGCAGCAGAAAGAUUGAAAGAAAAGUGUCCCCUGGAAGUAGGAGUCAAGGAGGAGUGCUAUAUAUUGAUCACUGAGAUGGAGGAGGGGUCAGAGAGACCCGAGUUCUGGUCAGCCCUCAGGGUAAAGCCCAACACAAGGUCACUCUACUGUAGUCUUCUCAAUGAUCCAACAUCUUAUGAUUACACACUGCGAGUUUUCCACAUGACAAGUGCCUCGGGGAGCUUUGAUGUCCAUGAAAUUCUCAACCCGUCUCGAACACCAGAUCUCAGUACUCCUUUUCCUGUUCUCCAAUCAGACCUGUACAAUGCUUCUCAACCAGGUCUGUUUUUGGUGGAUGAUGAUAAUAUCAUGUAUCUGUGGCAUGGCUGGUGGCCCGAGGCAGACGCGGAGGAGGAGAACAUACUGACAGGCUCUGCCAAGUCUCGCUUCAGUGUGGACCGAAAAUGUGCAAUAGAAACUGCCAUCCAUUACUGUCAAGAAAAAAAUCCCGAGAAUCCCCCUAAGGCUGUUGCAGUGUAUGCUGGUCUGGAACCUCUGGAGUUUACCAAUCUUUUCCCAUACUGGGAUGUAGAUGAGACUGCCAAAUCUCUUAAUCUCAGGGAAGGUAAGCAGGAAGGGGAGAUGACUCCUCUGGAAGAGAUUUUGGAGAAAGUGACAAAGACGCGAUACUCAUAUGAAGAACUAAUGGAAGACGAACUACCUGAUGGCGUGGACCCCAAACGCCUUGAAUCCUACCUCGAUGAUGAGGAGUUUGAGGAAAUAAUGGAAAUCAGUCGUGAAGAAUUUUACAAGCUACCACAGUGGAAACAGGACAAAAUUAAACAACAAAAUGGACUGUUUUAAAAAAUUGUAAUCACCAGUGGCUGAAAGCAAUCUGGAAAUACAAACAAUUCCUCUACUUAACCAAGAAAUCCAUUUUUGUAGUUAAAAAGGCAGUUACACUUUGCAGAAUUUAUUCAGCCUAGAAAAUUUCAUGGAUAAUUUUAAUCCAUUAAAUUCUGUUAUAUGAAAAUUUUUAACAAAACCACUAAAAAGUAAAGGUCAUUACUUAAAAUGAGUCAUGAAAAUUUUAAUGAAAAAGUGGCAUUGUAAAAGAGAUGCAUGUAUCUUAUUUUUCCUCAUUUAAAUGUACUUUCAAUUUGACCUGUAUCAACACCUAUAGCUGUUGUGGAGUGAACAGCUGAAAAUAUUUGUUAAAAAAUCACACUCAGCAUUCUGUUUUGACUCAAAAUAUGCUCAGCAACUACAUAAUUCAUUGCCCUAUUAUAUAAUUUGCAAUAAAUAAAAGAAAUGUCUUUCAUGUAUGUUAGUGUACCAAAGAUGUACAGAAUUUCCUCUGUUCCAGCAGGGCUGGGAAUAUUGGUGCUUUAUUGUGUGUGAGGUCAUAGAAUUUGGAUAUGCAUCCAUUUGCUUGUUAUUUCAAAUGCCCAUUGAUAUAUGAAUUACAUCCAGUAAAUUGUCAACAUUUUUUAAUUUUUCAUUUUUGACACUUUUCCUCCUUUCUUGUUAUAUUGAAUUUAAGGAAUGAUAAUUACAUUGUUUACAUUUUUUUAUCAGUCCAGAAGCAUUUAUAUUCGAUGUAAUUUUUUUUCACUGCCCAAACAAGAACAAUGAAGCUUAUAACUCCUUUGACUUUUUCCUUCCCUUCAAGUAUAGGCCUUGGUAUUUAAAAUUUAGACGUACAAUAUUGUUUUUAAAGCAACACUUGCAGUCUUCUUGCAGAGAUUGAGUUGGCUAACAUUUUAAUGUUAUUGAAAGAGGUAUACAUUAAAGAAAUAGUCAGUAAAUAAUUGUCUUACAGGAGAAAGGAGCUGCCCAAGUCUAAAAUAUAGAAAAAAAUGGGGGUAUGAAUUCAUGAAAUAACCUUUUUAAGUACUCUGUGAAUUUAAUGUUGUACCUUAUAAGUAACUCCAAAACCACUGAUUCCUUGCACCAUAUUUAACAAGCAUUUCUUGGAAAAAGUGUUCAGUAUGACAGAGAUAACAUUAUGUAUUUUAGUGGGGGUUUUUUUUGAAGAAUUAUUGUGAGAAAAGGGUCAAGGACAAUAAAAGGUCAAGGAGACUUUCUUAUGAUGAGAUUUUUGUACUGAUGCUAGCAAUUCCUAAAGCAACUGUGAUCUUACUUUAGUGGUAGAUAUUUCCCCCUUUGCUUGUUUGUAUACAUGUGUAUAUUGUUAUUGUCUGUAUUGUUCUUUUGUAUUAAAAAGUGCUUCCAAAAUAAACUGUUACAAAGAU
Molecule: messenger RNA, 15281 nt
Organism: Saccostrea echinata
Lineage: Eukaryota; Metazoa; Mollusca; Bivalvia; Ostreida; Ostreidae
Exons: 35
Coding region: 550-13890 (4446 amino acids)
Biological process (GO): actin filament severing; actin polymerization or depolymerization; barbed-end actin filament capping
Cellular component (GO): actin cytoskeleton; cytoplasm
Molecular function (GO): actin filament binding; phosphatidylinositol-4,5-bisphosphate binding
Source: RefSeq, a predicted model, not a curated record